UGCAUCUCCGUUCUUCACUGCCAGCUUAUCACCACAAUUUCGACCAUGACAACCUUAAAGCAACGCGGGAUUCGGAUCGCAAUUGAUCGUGGUGGUACCUUUACCGACUGUGUCGGAGAGAACAAUGGCGAGGAAAUCAUCAUCAAGCUCCUCUCAGAGGACCCUGCCAACUACAAGGACGCCCCGCUCGAAGGAAUUCGUCGCAUCAUGAGCCAUUUCCUUGGCCGAGAUAUUCCUCGAGGCGAGGCCUUGGAUACUUUGCAAAUCGACUCAAUCCGUAUGGGGACGACAGUUGCCACAAAUGCUUUGCUUGAGCGAAAGGGCGAAAAGAUUGUCAUGGUUGUAACAAAAGGCUUCAAGGAUUGCUUGACCAUUGGAAACCAGUCGCGACCCAAGAUUUUCGACCUCGCUAUUAGAAAGCCAGAUGUUCUCUACGAAAAGGUAAUUGAAGUGGAUGAACGUGUCACCCUUGAAGACUACGCCGAGGACCCCGAGAGGACAGUCACUGAGGCCCAAGCUCAAGUCGGAACCAAGGAAGCAGAGGGUAAAGAUCUGGUCCGGGGGAUGUCCGGGGAGACGGUGCGGAUCAUGAAACGGGCAGAAGAAGAAGACAUUCGAACAAAGUUGAAAGAAGUCUAUGAUGGUGGGAUCCGAAGCAUUGCAGUUUGUCUGAUGCAUGGCUACACCUUUCCGGACCACGAGGCUUUGAUUGGAAGGGUCGCAAAAGAUAUUGGUUUUAACCAUAUAUCGUUGAGCCAUGAACUGAUGCCAAUGAUCAAGCUCGUUUCCCGAGCGACUUCGGUUUGUGCUGAUGCAUAUCUCACGCCGGCAAUUCGCAAGUAUAUCGACGGGUUUCAAGCUGGAUUUGAAGGUGGAUUAGGGACUCGGAGCGUCAAGGAAGAAAAAGGAGCAAGAGGGGCUAGGUGUGAAUUCAUGCAGAGCGACGGUGGGCUUGUGGAUGUGGAAAAGUUCACUGGAUUAAAGGCGAUUCUCUCUGGUCCCGCUGGAGGUGUCGUGGGCUACGCAAUGACUUCUUACGACGAGGACACCAAAACCCCAGUCAUUGGUUUUGAUAUGGGCGGCACCAGCACGGAUGUCUCCCGAUAUGGUGAUGGACGAUACGAGCAUGUCUUUGAAACGACCACUGCCGGCGUGACGAUUCAAUCUCCCCAACUGGACAUUAAUACUGUCGCAGCAGGUGGAGGUUCUCGACUAUUCUUUAAAAAUGGUCUCUUUGUGGUAGGACCCGAGUCAGCAGGAGCACACCCAGGACCAGCGUGUUAUCGGAAAGGCGGACCAGCUACGGUCACCGAUGCGAAUGUAUUCCUUGGUCGCAUACUCCCUGAGUUCUUUCCAAAGAUUUUUGGGAAAAAUGAAGAUGAAGGUUUGGAUGUGGAGGCGAGCAGAGAGGUGUUGCAAGUUUUGGCGGACCAAGUCAACCGAGAGACAGGAAAGAACUUGACGGCAGACGAGGUGGCAUAUGGAUUUCUAACGGUCGCCAAUGAAACAAUGACAAGACCAAUUCGAUCGAUAACGGAAGCCAAGGGACACGACACCUCGAAACAUCGGCUUGCUACCUUCGGAGGGGCUGGCGGUCAGCAUGCUGUGGCCAUUGCCGAGUCCCUAGGAAUCCAGCAGAUUCUUGUUCACAGAUACUCCUCUGUCCUUUCUGCCUACGGUAUGGCUCUUGCAGAUGUCGUCGACGAGCGACAAGAACCCGAGUCCAAGGCUUGGAACGAUGAUGUCAAGGUGGUUGGCGAGCUCCAAGAGAAAAUGAAGAAGCUCAAGGACAAAUCACUAGCUUCUCUAAAGGAUCAGGGUUUCCAAGACGAAGAGAUUGUAUUCGAAGAGUAUCUCAACAUGAGAUACCGCGGUACUGAGUCGGCUCUCAUGAUCAUCAAGCCCAGCCAAGAAGAGGCCAAAGCAAGCUUUGGAGGCAAUGACUGGGAUUUUGGAAACGCUUUUGUGAAGCAACAUCGUUAUGAGUUUGGGUUUACAUUGGAUGAUCGGGACAUUAUUAUCGACGAUGUGCGCAUCCGUGGCAUUGGAAAGAGCUUCCGCCAUGACGAGGAGACAGUAGACAAACAACUGAAAGACAUCAAGCGACAGGAAGUGUCCGAAAAGAAACAACACGGUACCCAGCCGGUGUACUUUGAAGGUGGAAGAAAGGAGACGCCCAUUUACAAACUUGAGGAUCUCAACAUUGGGGACACUAUCCAGGGGCCAACCAUUCUCGCUGAUGAUACCCAGACAAUCGUCAUCACACCAAAGGCAAAUGCAGUCAUCUUGAAGACACACGUGGUCAUUAAUCUUAAAAAAGCCAGCACAAAAGACGAGUCACAUCAUAAUUCGGACAGAGAAGUCGAUCCUAUUAUGCUAAGCAUUUUUGGACAUCGCUUUAUGGCUAUUGCCGAACAAAUGGGGCGAGCUUUGCAAAAGACGAGCGUCAGCACCAACGUCAAGGAGCGGCUCGACUUUUCUUGUGCCAUUUUUGAUGCCACGGGUGGACUUGUAGCCAACGCUCCUCAUCUACCCGUUCAUCUAGGUUCAAUGUCCACUUGUGUUCGUCGACAGGCUGAAAUUUGGAAAGGAAAACUAGAGAAGGGGGAUGUCAUCAUUUCCAACCAUCCCUCCUAUGGCGGAACUCACCUGCCAGACGUGACUUUGCUGAUGCCGGCAUUUGAUGAAAAAGGAGAAAACAUCCUCUUCUACGCUGCUUCGAGAGCACAUCAUGCGGAUAUUGGUGGCAUCAGCGCAGGAAGCAUGCCGCCGCAUUCCCGGGAGUUGUUUCAAGAGGGAGCGUCCAUUAUUAGUGAGAAGCUGGUCAGUCAAGGAAAGUUCAACGAGAAACGAGUCGUCGAACUAUUCUACGAUGAACCAGCGCAGUACCCAGGAUGCAGUGGCACGCGCACUCUAGCAGACAACAUCAACGAUUUGAGAGCUCAAGUCUCGGCAAACCAAAAGGGAAUCUCACUUAUCGAGACUCUGAUUGAAGAAUACGGCCAGGAGACGGUUCAAUUCUACAUGGUCAACAUCCAGAAGAAUGCUGAGCAAUGUGUUCGCCGACUUCUCAAGAAAGUCUACAAACAAUUCGAAGGCAAAGAUCUAUCCGCGGUUGACUACAUGGAUGACGGGUCUCCGAUUCGUCUCAAGGUCAAGAUUGAUCCCGAGCUUGGAGAAGCCGAGUUUGAUUUUGAAGGAACCGGACCCGAGGUCUACGGCAACAUCAACGCCCCGCAAGCCAUCACAUACAGUGCCAUCAUUUACUGUUUGCGGUGUCUCAUUUCCGAGGAUAUCCCCCUGAACCAGGGAUGCCUAAGACCAAUCCACGUCAAGAUUCCGCCCAAGUCAAUCCUCUCUCCCUCCCCUGGCGCAGCCGUGGUGGGAGGCAAUGUCCUCACCAGUCAACGCAUCACAGAUGUCAUCUUCAAAGCAUUCCAGGCAUGCGCGGCCAGUCAAGGCUGCUGCAACAAUCUCACCUUUGGGUUUGGAGGAAACCAAAGCGGCAAGCAGGCUGUCAAGGGCUUUGGCUACUACGAAACGAUUGCGGGAGGCAGCGGCGCAGGCCACAACUGGGAGGGCACCAGUGGUGUCCACGUACACAUGACAAACACUCGAAUCACCGAUUCUGAAAUCUUUGAGAGGCGUUAUCCUGUACUUCUCAGGGAGUUUUCCAUUCGCCCAAACUCCGGAGGCCGAGGCCAGCACCGUGGCGGAGACGGAGUCAUCCGUGACAUUGAGUUCCGUAUACCACUCCAAGUGUCCAUUCUCAGCGAGAGACGUGUUUACCACCCAUACGGACUUAACGGAGGUGGGGACGGAGAGUGCGGCCUCAACCUCUGGGUGCGUAAGGUAGAAAAGACAAACUGGGAGACGUCUCUGAAGCGGUUCCACAACGAAGAUGGAGGGGAGACGGAGUAUGAGGAACGUCACAUUAACCUGGGAGCCAAGAACAGCGCAGCAAUGAAGGCAGGUGACAGGAUCAUUGUGUGUACUCCAGGGGGUGGUGGAUGGGGAGCGGAAGGGACCAAGAGUGUGGCGAAGCAUCAGAUCAAUCCGACAGAAGCAUGGCGCAAGGGUAGCGGUGCUGCAAGGGAAGAAGCGGCACUCCAGGCAUAGUUACGGCUUGAUUGGGCCACGGAGUUCCCGGGGGUUGGGAAUGUAGGCAAGCUGUGCGAAGAAUUUAUUCCAGAAUACAACAUGACACAAUCUACCCAAGAAACCGGAACCGUUACGUGAACUACCGGGAGCCUUCCCAAGAUAUUCACCGACCACGGGUACGCGUCUGACGUGCAGAGUGAGAUCAGGCAGGCAGCUUGGAGGGAUAAAUCACUCACGGCUCUUGACUGGUUGAAGCAUCCGUUGAUCAUUGCAGAGCCUCACUGCCACACAAGCUUGCGCGCGGAUUGGCCGACGUGACCUGCCUAGCCGGGAAAUAUCUCCAGUGUCAAUGAUUUGGCCGAGAGUGUAUUAAGGCUGAGUCAGAGGUUGAUUUCCAAACUCUAUGAUUCAGAGUUGACGCACCCUGUCAAGGGAUAGUGGCCGGAGAUGCCGGAUUAGUUGCGGGGGAGACAAUAUGGU
Ilyonectria robusta is the source of this 4581-nucleotide messenger RNA. Its product is annotated as Hydantoinase B/oxoprolinase-domain-containing protein. The record is from RefSeq and is a predicted model, not a curated record. Lineage: Eukaryota; Fungi; Ascomycota; Sordariomycetes; Hypocreales; Nectriaceae. The transcript has 3 exons. Gene Ontology annotation, biological process: glutathione metabolic process. Bases 46 to 4119 code for a protein of 1357 amino acids. Gene Ontology annotation, molecular function: 5-oxoprolinase (ATP-hydrolyzing) activity. Gene Ontology annotation, cellular component: cytosol.